AUGCAAACUCCCAAAAUAGACAUACACCCUUUAAUACAAGAAUUAAAAAUAAAUCCUUCGGAAGAAGUUUACGUUAAGACUGUUAAUAUAGAUAAAAAUUCUACUGGUAAUCAAUCAUCCGCAAUCAAAUUGGUACAUCUAUUUGAAAGAAUAUGUUUUGCAGAAUUCAAUACUAUACGAGCUAAGCAAGAGGAAAUUGCUAGUUGGUAUUCGUAUAGAAAGUUCUUCGAAAAAAGACAUAGUGAAAUUUUACCUGAGAUUCUGAAAAAAUAUAAAAAUAUUACAAAACAAAAAGUAUAUGAGUUAGCGAGUGGUCAAAUUUAUGAUGAAAUGUUAUAUUAUCUUUCAG
Messenger RNA from Dentiscutata erythropus, 349 nucleotides. Lineage: Eukaryota; Fungi; Glomeromycota; Glomeromycetes; Diversisporales; Gigasporaceae. The record is from the annotation of a GenBank genome assembly.